AAGUCCCAAGACAAUAAGGCAUAGGAGAGAGACAGAGGGGGAGGGUAUUCGAUUUGGUGCGGCGGAAUGGGCAAACGAGAGAAGCAGAAGCAGAAGCAUCAAAGAGGCUUAGCGCGAGGAGCUUUCUACUAUCUUCAGGACCAAUCUGAAAUUGAUGACACUCCCAGACUUCCACCUGCAGAUGAAGUGGAAGAGGCUGAUGAUGAAAACCAUAGCGAAGAAGACGAAGAAGAAGAAGAAAGGAUGAAAAUUCAUGAACACCUAUCUGAUGAUAUGCCUUCGAAAUUCCACCUUUACCAACAAUCUGUGCAGUCUCCCAAAGGAGACAUAAGUUAUAUGCAAAAAUUCUUUCUCAUGUACGUGGGUGGAAGGAUGCCCCUCCAUCUUCAAGAAGAUUUCUGUGGCACUGCCUUGCUUAGUACGGAAUGGCUCCGCAGUGAUCCAAGAAGAACAGCAGUAGGACUGGACUUGGAUGUUGAGGCACUUCAUUGGUGCAUGGAAAACAACAUACCUAAAGUUGGGGCUGAUGGCUUUUCUAGAAUAUCCCUCUAUCAUGGGAAUGUCCUACAACCUCUUCAGUCUAAACUUGUGAAAAUGGAUCCGCAGGAGCAGUUAAGGAACACUUCACUGACAGAGGAUGCUGCGAAUUUGCAGGCUGGUUUGCUGGAAUCUGACCUUCAAACAGGAUCUGCUUCCGAAGAUGCUGAGUCAAACAAGAGAGGCUUUCCACCUAGAAGAGAUAUUGUGUGUGCUUUUAACUACAGCUGCUGCUGUCUUCAUAAACGAGCAGAUCUGGUUUUGUAUUUCAAGCAUGCUCACGAUGCCUUGUCUGCUAAAGGUGGAAUCUUUGUCAUGGAUUUGUAUGGGGGUACAUCUUCAGAGAACAAGCUGAGGCUUCAGAGGAGAUUUCCUAAUUUCACGUAUGUCUGGGAGCAAGCUGAAUUUGACAUCAUUCAGCGUAAAACAAGGAUUAGCCUCCAUUUUCAUCUGAAUAAGCAACAAAGAAAACUUCGCCAUGCAUUUUCGUACAGCUGGAGGCUGUGGACAUUGCCCGAGGUCAAGGAUUGCUUGGAAGAAGCUGGAUUUCGAUCUGUUCACUUUUGGAUAAGAGAGAUGCCUGACACCACAGAAAUUGUAAGAACAGAGGGACUUGGUGCUCGGAAGGAUAUAAAAUAUGAAGAGGCAACCAAUUUUCAGCAACAAGAUUCUUGGAAUGCUUACAUAGUUGGUGUUGCAUAGCUUCAUCUUAAAAGAUUUAGUUUCUGAUGUAUGGAUUUUGUCAUAAAUGAGACAGGUAUGGCGUGUAGUCAGUUUCAUUGCUUGUAACCUUCUUUACUUUAUUUGGUAUCCGAUUUAGCUCAAAAUAAACAAUUUCUAUGUUACAAGUUACAACAAUAUCAAAGUUCGUGUGAAAUUUCAUCACUUUAUGGAUCUCUUGCCUUCAGGG
Arachis ipaensis is the source of this 1447-nucleotide messenger RNA. RefSeq names its product S-adenosyl-L-methionine-dependent methyltransferases superfamily protein. The record is from RefSeq and is a predicted model, not a curated record. NCBI's taxonomy places the organism in Eukaryota, Viridiplantae, Streptophyta, Magnoliopsida, Fabales, Fabaceae.